UUUCCUUUCUCUACCUUCAGCGCAAUCCUGGUACAAUCGUUCUAAUUUCAAUUGCAUGUUUCAGGUUGACUUUAUACUGUACGUUUCACAGGGACCAGAAGCCUCCCGCAAUUCAAACGUUCAAUGUGCAGGAGCGGCUUCGGCUUGAAUGUGGGGAGGCCGGGUCAAAGGGAAACCACGAGGAGGUCAUCAAUCUCCCGACAGCGAAUAGAACUUCAAAGACCAACUGUGUCACUCGUCAGUGUUCAAACAACAUAUUGAUACUAUAUUGGAGAAACUGGAAUUCCAACAUGGCUGCCACUCGAAGAUUAGUAAAGCCAGCCCUCUUCAUUUGUGAUCUUCAAGAGAAAUUUCGCUCAGCUAUUCACGAAUAUGGGCGUGUAAUCACCACGACACAGAAGCUACUCAAAGCCUGCCGGAUCCUCGACAUUCCCGUAUUCGCAACAACCCAACUCCGAGCCAAACUUGGAGAGACAUGCAGCGAGCUUGGCCUCGAUAGCCCAGACGGUAUCAAGACACACGCUCACGUCGACAAGAGCGCCUUCUCGAUGUUUGUGCCAGAGAUCCGCGAUGCUUUCAAGAAGCUUGGUGGUGAGGCAAGAGAGGUCAUCAUCGUCGGCAUCGAGAGCCAUAUUUGCGUCACACAGACAACGCUUGACCUGCUCAAAGAAGGUCAUAAGGUUUACAUCAUUGCCGACGGGGUCAGUAGCUGCAAUAAGGAGGAGGUUCCCAUCGCUUUGGCGAGAUUGAGAGCUGAGGGCGCUGUUGUGACCACUAGCGAGUCCUGGCUGUACGAGUGCAUGGGAGACGCUUCGGUGCCGGAGUUCAAGCAAAUUGCAGGCUUAGUUAAGGAGUAUAACUCCAAGACAAAGGAGGGGCUUCAAGCUCUGUGUAGAAUCUAGAUGUUGAUGGUAGUAGACGUCUGCAUGGAAUUUAUCCACAAGUGUCGACAAGCGCGUGUUCUGAGAUCACAUAUUACAGUAGCACCGUACUGUGCAGACGGGUGUGAUGGGAGAUAUGAUAGGCCGAGCAAUAUCGAAAC
Messenger RNA from Aureobasidium pullulans EXF-150, 1042 nucleotides. Its product is annotated as Isochorismatase hydrolase. The transcript is spliced from 3 exons. The record is from RefSeq and is a predicted model, not a curated record. The coding region runs from base 291 to 902 and encodes 203 amino acids. NCBI's taxonomy places the organism in Eukaryota, Fungi, Ascomycota, Dothideomycetes, Dothideales, Saccotheciaceae.